Messenger RNA from Papaver somniferum (opium poppy), 573 nucleotides. RefSeq lists its product as uncharacterized. Bases 1 to 573 code for a protein of 190 amino acids. The record is from RefSeq and is a predicted model, not a curated record. The transcript has a single exon. Lineage: Eukaryota; Viridiplantae; Streptophyta; Magnoliopsida; Ranunculales; Papaveraceae.
AUGAAGAAAUUGAAAAAUGUGCUUAAGGAGUGGAAUUGGAAGGUUUUUGGAAAUAUUAAAACUCAAAUCAAGAAUGCAGAGAAUAAGGUAAAAGAAGAAAUAAAUAAAUCUGAUGACAACCCAUUUGAUGAAGAUUGUAUGAAUGACUUAGUAAAGUCUCAAAAUGAUUUCAACUCAAAGGAAGUGCAAUAUAAUACUUUUAUGAAGCAGAAAAACAGAAAUAAAUGGAUCAAAGAGGGAGCUGCAAAUACUAGUUUUCUUCAUACAAAUCUAAAAAUAAGACAGGCAAGAAACAGCAUAAAUGAGUUGGAGAAUAGUAAUGGAGAAAUUAUCUCAGAUCAAAAAGAAAGAGCUGACACCCUAGUAUAUCAUUUUGAGAAUAAGUUUAAAUUUCAAGAAGUCAAUAUUGCAAGUUCAUUAUUGGAUGUUACACCUGAAACCAUCACAUCAGAAGAGCAAGAAAUGCUGGAGAAACUGCCUGAUGGAGAAGAAAUCAAAUCAACCAUUUUUUGCGUGGACCCUGACAGUGCACCUGGACCAGAUGGUAUAUCUUGUUGGUUCUAUAAGGAAUGA